UGGAGUGUGUUUGGAUGUUUUGCUCGCACAUUCCCACUCGUCAUCGGCCUGGAGAAGCCCCGCUGUGCGCUGCAGGGGGGACAUGCGUGUGAAUGUCAAGGGCUAUAGCGUGUGAGCAUGCCAGGUCAGGACCAGCCUCUGAUGACAUCACUGGCGGUGGUGCACGCGUGCAGGACGUCAGCGAAGCAGAGCGCGCGGGCCACACGGAGCACUGCUCUGUCACUCAGCCCAGAACUCACUGAGGCAGCUACAGAGGAACUAUGGCCGAGGAGAGCCGCGGAAAACGGAGGAAACAGGCAAACCCCCGACGCAACCGAGAGUGCUCUCUGGGAUCUGAGGGAGAGGAUGAGGGGUGUGCAUGGGGGACGGAUGUGCAGGAUGAAAGAAAUGAACAAGAUAAGAUGAGUCUGACACCCAGCGAGGGCACCGAGGCUGGAAGUCCUGCUCGCUCCACUCGCGCUCCCAGUCUGAGCCCCUCGCUGGAGCACUGGGACGAGACUGAGAACACAACCCUGCCAAGUACCACCGGAGAGACAGAGAGCAAUGCAUACACACAAAAAGAUGCCAAUGUAAUGGAGGACUGGACUCGCUAUGACUUACUCAUGCAGCUGAGAAAAGUGUCCCACCUUCCUGACACGCGACACAACCAGCAACACAACGGCGCUAUCACUUCCUACCACACAGUGGGCAAGCGGAACGAUACGCCGUCUACCUUGUCACCAAGCAUUCAGGAGUCACCUGAGGGAAAAGAUACAGACCCUGGGAGCCCCGAUCUUACAGGGAAAGAAAUGCAGGUGUGUCCAUUUUGCCAGCAGUCAUACCAACGGGGCAGCUAUCUCAAAGAACACAUGAAGAUGUGCCAGGAGAGGGAGGGGGGGCACAGUUUGUGUCCACUCUGUGGUUACAGCACUCCGUACAGGGCACAGAUGGAGCGGCACAUGGCACUACACACCCAGGUUAAAGAGAAGAAUUCUGUGUCUGAACCCAACAUGGAAAACCGGAAAUUUAAGUGUACAGAGUGUGGAAAAGCUUUUAAAUACAAACAUCAUCUUAAAGAGCAUCUACGUAUUCAUAGUGGUGAGAAGCCCUACGAGUGCUCCAACUGUAAGAAACGUUUCAGUCACUCAGGCUCCUACAGCUCGCACCUGAGCAGCAAAAAGUGUCUCAGCGGGGGUGGAUUAGGGAACGGCGCAUACUUCAAUGGCCACUCUCACCCUGCCUACCUCUUCCCCUCCCCAACGUCACCCCCUUCAGUUGGUAUCAGGAACGGUAACAGAGGAAAGAGCUCACCAUAUGCUUCACUGAAUCCUUGCUUCACAGAACAAUUAGCCAAUCAGGGACCAGAAUCUAUCAGUUCUCCUUUCAGAGCUUCAGACCUAAGUAGACCAUGGGAUUCUGUUGCAGCCAUGAGGAUGGGGAUGUUUAAAGGGACUACAUUUUUGCCCUUUCUUCAUUCUGAUGGCAAAUUUGAACAGCUCCUGCAGGAAAUGCUCAGAAAAGAAGUGGUGAAAGAUGAACAACAAGGAAGCAAGCAAGACAAAGAAGACGAAGGCAAGACUGAAAGUAGAGAGGGUAAAAAAAAUGAUGGGCUUAUCGGUGCGGUCUCUUGUCAGCGUUGUUUCCAGCUGUUUCCAAAUGAAGUAGUUCUAAAGCAGCACGAAAGAUAUUUAUGCAAAGGAAAGGAUGAGCAGGACACUGCACAGAUACACCUCAUCAAAGAUGGUUCCCCACUUAACUUCUCAAGUGUCUCCCAGAAUCUUUAUGACACACAGAAAACUCCUACCACCCCUAAUGGAAUGACCAGAGAGCUCUCGUCUCCACAACGGGCAUCCUGGCAUUCGCUUCCACAGCAGCUCCUUGUGCCAGUGCAGUCACCUUUGCACUUCCGCUCAGAACCUGCACAUGCGUAUUGGCCAGGCAGAAAGACAGACAGCCCUGGAAACUCAAGCGUCAUAAGCCCAAUUUCGCCGUCACUACAAGAGCGCCGACGUCCAGGCUUCAGCUCUCCAACAGUCAUAUCACCAUGCCAGCUUCUUCAACACAGACCAUCGCCCAGAUCAGAGGGUUCUCAGAGUGAGCCCCUAGACCUCUCUAUUCCCAAAGCACGUAAAGGCUCUGAGCCUGGAUCGGACUGCAGCGGCAGCUCACCACGGACGGACCACAGGGAUGUGGAACAUUUAGCAAGAAGGUUGAGCCCACUGUCCCAUCACGAAUUAGGCACAGCCUACAGACCUUUAUAUGGAAGUGCAGUUUUCAGCAACUACUCCUUUUUUAAUCCAAUUAUGUCAAGUGGUCUUGCAGCAAUGGGGCGUAAUGGCCAGACAUCACUUCCUUUAACACCUCCAGCACCCAGCCCUGGGUUUCUCUCCCCCAUAGCAUAUAUGAUGGAGGCAGAGUCUGAGAAUAUGCUGAAAAGAAUGCAUCAGGAGAUAAAUGUCAUGGGUGAUGCCAGAACUCGAGGAAGUCUGGACUAUCUCGCUCUGAUGGAGGAGGGGCUAGAUGGAGACCACGGUCCUGGGAGAAAAAGACUCAGGAAGACAGAAGAAGGAUUAUACGCUUGCGACAUCUGUGACAAAAGCUUCCAGAAGAGCAGCUCUUUGCUGCGCCAUAAAUAUGAACACACAGGAAAGCGGCCACACGAGUGCCAGAUCUGUAAGAAAGCAUUUAAACACAAGCACCACCUGAUUGAGCACAGCCGGCUUCACUCUGGAGAAAAGCCCUAUCAAUGUGAUAAAUGUGGCAAGCGUUUCUCACACUCAGGCUCCUACUCCCAGCACAUGAACCACCGCUAUGCUUUCUGUGGUCGGGACAAUGACCCAGAUGCCCAGGGAGAGGAGCAGGUUUUGGGCCACCCGGCUCUCUAUACAAGUCCACACACCCAACUUCAUCCUGAGACAAGAGACAAUUCUCUCCCUCUGGAGGAAACAGCCACAUUCCUCAGUGAUUCCAGCAUGGAUGGGGCUCCACUAGGAUACAGACCAGAAGAGGAGGAGGAGGAAGAGGAAGAAGGCUUGCUCAGUGAUCAUGCACAUGAGAGAAGGAUGGAGAUAGAGUGCAGAAGUAGACACCUGGAACAGUCAAGUGAAGAUAGCAAGAAGAAAAAUGAAAAAGACACCAAACUUUAUUACAAUAGCGAGAUCAAAGUGGAACAUGACGAGGACUUAAGAGACAUGAAUCAAGAGACAGUAUGAACUUUCUGCACAGAGAUAUUUUAAGCAUUGAGUCAAUUUGACAAAGAUGUGCAAAAACAAAAGGACAGUAUUGUACAGAAAUUUAUUUGAAGUGCUUAAGGUCCACCACGUGCCUUUGGAGCUAUGCUGAUUCAAGACGACUAUGCAAAACAUGCACACCGUUUAUAUUCAUACAGUGACACACACGCACAAGGGCUAGGUACCCAAAUCAGGACUGUAUAUUUGGUGCUUAUAAAAUACUGUUUUUUUUUUUUUUUUUUGACCAAAGAUAUCAUCAGAAAGCUUUACAGCUUACCCAAAAACUACCACAAAUGAAAUGAAUGCCACUUUGCCUUCACAUGCAGUUUCCUUGUACUUAAGGAAAUCGGAGCAUAUCGUGUUUUCUCCAUCAUAAUUAUAUUACAGAGUAAAGCUAUUUUAAAAUAAAGUUUGAUAGACAUCUUUAACUGUGCUGUGAAGAUCAGCAUUAUAACAAACAUGUAUUUUGCUCAAUUUUAGCUUUUAAAAAAUUUCCAAAAGUAUUUGCACUCUCUAAUGGCAGGUUGUCUGUGUAAAAACAUGCAUUUUGCGAAUCAUGCCACUGUGACUGAGUCUAUGAAAGAGAAAUGGUCGAUAGCGAAUUGUCUAUGUAGGCUGUAAAACUCUGAAAAACCUGUUACAUAUGUGAACUAAACAUAUCGUUGUUGCAUUCUGCAUUGUUGCAUGAGACCGCAGAGAGUGAGAAAUAUGCAUUACUGAGGUUUGCUAAUCUGUGCCAUUUAACUAUGCAAGGGUUCAGAACGAUGCACUGCACCUUUAGCAUUCAACUGCCCAAGUAGAAAAUGGUGCUUUUCUUUCCCUAGUUUUGGUUCCUGCUUUAUCCUAAGUCCGUGUUUAUCUGUCAACAUGUUGCCAAAUGUAUAUCUUUAUAAGCUAUUUAAAUAAUCUGUCUAAUUUGCAUCCGUGUCGCUUUUAUACGAAAUUUGUUCAUCUUUUUUUUUUUUUUU
Molecule: messenger RNA, 4177 nt
Organism: Silurus meridionalis
Lineage: Eukaryota; Metazoa; Chordata; Actinopteri; Siluriformes; Siluridae
Product: zinc finger E-box-binding homeobox 2-like
Exons: 9
Coding region: 261-3191 (976 amino acids)
Biological process (GO): anatomical structure development; regulation of transcription by RNA polymerase II
Molecular function (GO): RNA polymerase II cis-regulatory region sequence-specific DNA binding; DNA-binding transcription factor activity, RNA polymerase II-specific
Source: RefSeq, a predicted model, not a curated record